AUGCCUUCGAGUGAUAGUGACGAUGCCUCAGAGAAGGGUGCAAUCUUGAAGCAGAGGCUGCAAAUGUUCAAGGCAAAGCGACCGAAGAAACUUGUUGAACAGAAGCUGGUAUGCCAGAUACUUCUCGAGCAAGAUUACGUUGACUAUAUUGGGCUUGAAGAUGCCUUUCAUGCACGGGGUUGGGAGGUGAUCAGAACAGUGGUGCAGCUAUACGAAGGCUGCAUGGGAAGCAGUGAUGACGGAAAGGCAGACCUUGCGCAACUGAUUCAAGAAAAGUAUCAAGAUACAAUGCCGGAAUCUUAUGUGAUCGCCCUCAUGGCUUCAAAACCAUACGCUGUGAAUGAUCUCGACGAUCUUUGUAUUCAUGCCAGCAAUCAUAGUGUUCAGGAGAGAGCUGGAGUACAAGGUCCUUGUUCGCAUCUACUGCAUGACCUUGAAAAACAUGUCGACUCUACUCCCGAUAUCCGAGAGUCCAGUGCAGGCACCUUGAUCUCAACUGUUGUGCGACUGCUGAUGCCGAUGAAAGAUGAGCAAGAUGGGAAGCUUUUCGGGCUAGACGCCAUGGUGGACGAGGACGGCAAAGUUUGGCUCCUUGAAAUCAAUUGUGAUCCGGACUUGAAGGUAUUCGAUACAAGGUGGCAGGACGUGGCUCGAGAAAUCCUUCAUGACACCAUCGACACGGCAGUGUAUCCGAUCAUGGGGAAGAGUCAAGAGGUCAAACCUUUACCGAUGGUGUCAAACUGA
This is a messenger RNA of Guillardia theta CCMP2712, 744 nucleotides long. RefSeq lists its product as hypothetical. Bases 1 to 744 code for a protein of 247 amino acids. The record is from RefSeq and is a predicted model, not a curated record. NCBI's taxonomy places the organism in Eukaryota, Cryptophyceae, Pyrenomonadales, Geminigeraceae. The transcript is spliced from 8 exons. Gene Ontology annotation, biological process: protein modification process.